Rhinocladiella mackenziei CBS 650.93 is the source of this 1251-nucleotide messenger RNA. Its product is annotated as mRNA surveillance protein pelota. Gene Ontology annotation, cellular component: cytoplasm. NCBI's taxonomy places the organism in Eukaryota, Fungi, Ascomycota, Eurotiomycetes, Chaetothyriales, Herpotrichiellaceae. The transcript is spliced from 2 exons. Bases 1 to 1251 code for a protein of 416 amino acids. The record is from RefSeq and is a predicted model, not a curated record. Gene Ontology annotation, biological process: nuclear-transcribed mRNA catabolic process, no-go decay; nonfunctional rRNA decay; RNA surveillance.
AUGCGCCUCAUCAAGCGCCAUAUUGACAAUGACGGCAGUGGAAGUGUAACACUAUGUCCGGAAGAGCCUGAAGAUAUGUGGCAUGCUUAUAACCUCAUUCGCCCGACAGACCUCCUCACCGCAUCCGCAAUCCGACGAGUGACAACAGAGUCAUCCUCUACUGGCUCAACUUCUUCCCAACGAGUCCACACCAAUCUCACAAUUCGGGUGAAAUUCCUCGACUUCGAUCCGCAGGCUGGACAACUUCAUGUCUCGGGUCAGAUUGCGCGCGAAAACAGAUUUACCAAAAUAGGCCAAUUCCAUACACUAGACCUCGAGCUACAACGAAAUUUUACUCUCGAAAAAGAAGUCGACGGAAAUAAUGGCAGUGAGGGUUGGGACAGCGUUGCGCGUGCGCAGCUUGAAGAGGCAAUCGAUCAAACAAGAGGCACAGAAACUAUCGCGGUGGUGAUGCAGGAAGGUCUCGCUAACAUAUGCUUCAUCACACAAUACCAGACUGUCUCGAGACAAAGAGUCGAGGUGUCAGUACCGCGAAAGCGGAUGGGAGCAGGAAGAUCUGCAGACCAUGAUAAAGGGCUAACAAAAUUCUUUGGGGUGGUCUUGGAUGCAUUGAUGAGACAAAUAGAAGGCCUUUUGAAAGGCAAAGACAGCAGCACAAGAUUUCCCAUCUUACUGGCAAGCCCAGGAUUUACCGCCGCCGGAUUUCUGAAGCAUAUCAACGACACUGCUGCUUCCAAAGGCGACAAGCUUCUACUGGAUUUGGUCAAGCGGAAAGCCUUUAUCGUUAUCCACAGCAGUUCUGGCCAUCUUCAUAGUCUGAAUGAGGUCCUCCAAAGCCCCGAGGUCCUGGCGAGAUUAAAAGAUACCAAGUAUGCCAGGGAAACAGCUUUGAUGGACGAGUUCUUUGCUCUAUUGCGCAAAGACGACGGUCGAGCCUGGUAUGGGCCAAAAGAGGUAGAGGCAGCAGUGGACAAGGGAGCAAUAGGCCGAGGAGGUGGAGUCCUUCUGAUCAGCAACGCUCUGUUUCGAAGCCAGGACGUAGCGACUCGAAGAAGGUGGGUCAGACUGGUGGAUCGAGUCCGAGAAGUUCACGGUGGAGAGGUUAGAAUUCUCAGCGGGGAUCAUGAAAGUGGAAAGAGACUCGAAGGUCUGGGAGGCAUUGCCGCCAUUUUGACAUUUCCCGUCGAGGAAAUGGACUCUGAGGGGGAGGAUUCUGAUGAUGAGCCCAACAACGGCAGCGAAGAAUCUUGA